Molecule: messenger RNA, 843 nt
Organism: Triticum turgidum subsp. durum (durum wheat)
Lineage: Eukaryota; Viridiplantae; Streptophyta; Magnoliopsida; Poales; Poaceae
Source: the annotation of a GenBank genome assembly
AUGGAGUGGGACAAGGCCUCCGCCGCGGCGGCGGCGGCGGCGGUGGCCGGCGAGCCGGCGGAGGAGAGGGGCGAGGCGCUGGGGUACGUCAAGGUGAUGACGGACGAGCAGAUGGAGGUGCUCCGGAAGCAGAUCUCCAUCUACGCCACCAUCUGCGAGCAGCUCGUCGAGAUGCACCGCGCCCUCACCGCGCACCAGGACUCCAUUGCAGGUAUGAGGCUUGGUAAUCUGUACUGUGAUCCUCUAAUGGUUCACGGAGGCCACAAGAUCACAGCGAGGCAGCGAUGGACACCGACCCAGAUGCAGCUGCAGAUCCUCGAGAGCAUUUUUGACCAAGGAAAUGGAACACCAAGCAAGCAAAAGAUAAAGGAUAUCACAGCCGAGCUCUCGCAGCACGGACAGAUUUCAGAGACCAAUGUCUACAACUGGUUCCAGAACAGACGUGCACGCUCGAAGCGGAAGCAGGCAGCCUCUUCUCUACCAAGUAACACCGAAUCGGAGGCCGAGGGAGACGAGGAUUCCCCGACCGACAAGAAGCCUAGAUCAGACGGGUCACAGCAGCAGGGCAUGGCUGUGAGAGCUCACAACCCCGAGAGGAUCUCGGAGAUGCACCGUCACUUUGACGCAGCAGAGCGUGAGCAGGUCCGCGGUCCGAUGUAUGGGUCCAGCAAUGACAAUGGCCCGAGACCGUCGGGCGGUCUGGGCCAGAUGUCCUUCUACGAGAACGUUAUGUCGAAUCCAAGUAUGUUCAGGAAACACCAUUUCUUCAGUAGACAGUAUAAAGUAUUCUGGAUCAAGAUAGCCCUGCCAAAAUUGCAUGGAACAUCAGUAAUUAGAUCAUAG